CUUCUUUUCGUGUUUUGAAUCAGAACACUUCUCACAACAACCAUGGCCAUCAGACCUGUUUACAGGCCUGAUAUCAUAAAAAAGAGGACUAAAAAGUUCAUCAGACAUCAGUCUGAUAGGUAUGGUAAACUAAAGCGUAACUGGCGUAAACCAAAAGGUAUUGACAACAGAGUGAGGAGGCGCUUCAAGGGUCAGUUUUUGAUGCCAAAUAUUGGUUAUGGAUCAAAUGCAAAAACUCGUCAUAUGUUACCUACUGGAUUCCGUAAAGUUUUAGUACACAAUGUUAGGGAACUCGAAGUCCUUCUCAUGCAAAACCGCAAAUACUGUGCAGAAAUCGCGCAUGGAGUGUCAUCGAAGAAACGCAAGGAGAUCGUUGAGAGAGCACAGCAGUUGAGCAUUAGGGUUACCAAUGGCCAUGCACGACUACGUAGCCAAGAAAAUGAAUAAUUGACUUCUUUGUUU
Messenger RNA from Phaedon cochleariae (mustard beetle), 462 nucleotides. The record is from the annotation of a GenBank genome assembly. Lineage: Eukaryota; Metazoa; Arthropoda; Insecta; Coleoptera; Chrysomelidae.